Molecule: messenger RNA, 342 nt
Organism: Spirometra erinaceieuropaei
Lineage: Eukaryota; Metazoa; Platyhelminthes; Cestoda; Diphyllobothriidea; Diphyllobothriidae
Source: the annotation of a GenBank genome assembly
AUGGCCACUAGUGUUAAUAUUAUUAUUAUUGCUACUGCUACUAGCACCACCACCACCACCACCACCACCACCACCACCACCACCACCACCACCACCACCACCACAACCACCACCACCACCACCAUUAAUAUCAUUACUACCGCCAUUAUUAAUGAUAUUACCACUGAUUCUACUACGGCAACAGAGAAUACUAUUGCUCCCACCGUCACCGUAAACAUCACUGUUACUAUUACCACAAGUACUUUUGCUGAUGCCACCAUUACCGCUACAAACGACAGUUGGGCGGUGGUGCGCGACGGUGUCCACCGUGUGCUCCACAGCGAGGUGGGAACAGCAUGGUAG